UUCCAGAUUUACCGGAUUUUGUUAGAAUGCAGAAUUAGCGUAAAGAAAAUAAUUUUGACCGGCGUGAGCGGGUGCUCUACGUUUUGAUUGUUGCGGGUCACGAACUUCUAUGCAAGCUUCUCCUUAAUUUCCAACGCUGAAAUGAGGCCACACUAAGCAAUACUCCAUCAAAUCACACGCAAAACUACGCAGCAUCUAUCGAUCUCUGUUGAAAUUUUGAUUCAUAUUCUGACCUAUAUUUUGCAGCGACAUGGAUUCAGAAUCUGCUGACUCAGCUUCUCAACAUUCUGCUAAGGCUUCUGAUGUUAAAGAUUCUGAUAAAGCUUCUAACAUUGCACCUCCAACGCAAGCUUCUAAUGUUGAAGCUACUGAUAAAGCUUCUAAAAUUGAACCUCCAGCCGAAGCUUCUCAUAAAGCUUCUAAUCUUGAACCUCCUCAUAAAGCUCUUAAUGUUGAACCUGCUUCAACCCAUGUUAAUGAGCCUAACAGUAGUGCACAGGAAUCUCAACUGUCUAAUUUAUCUCCUGCUUCCAACAUAUCAUCUGGGGCUAAAGCUGUGAAACUUCCGCAGCCUGUGCCACCACAAGAAAGCCCACAUGCUGGAAAUGCAGGGAUGUCGAAAUUUACACGUUUUACUAGCGAGCUUGGAUUGCGUUUACCCUCAAUCACUCCUGUACAGGAUAAGAGUGUCGAAGGCACCUCCACAAUUUCACCAGCUGGUGUGCUUGGUUCAUUUACAAAAGGUCUAUUUGACUCAUCUAAGAAUGCAGUAAAGGCAGUGCAGGUCAAGGCACGCCAUAUUGUAUCUCAAAAUAAACGAAGAUACCAGGAAGGAGGAUUUGAUUUGGAUAUGACUUAUAUUACUGAAAAUAUAAUUGCAAUGGGGUUCCCUGCUGGUGAUAUAAGCUCAGGAUUUUUUGGAUAUUUUGAGGGCUUCUAUAGAAAUCACAUGGAAGAAGUCAUCCAAUUUUUUGAAACUCAUCACAAGGGAAAAUAUAAGGUGUAUAAUCUUUGUUCAGAGAGAUUGUAUGAUGCAUCACUAUUCGAGGGGAAGGUUGCAUGCUUCCCUUUUGAUGACCAUAACUGUCCCCCUAUUCAGCUUAUAUCAUCAUUUUGUCAAAGUGCCUACUCGUGGUUGAAAGAAGACAUUUUAAAUGUGGUCGUUGUUCACUGUAAAGCUGGUAUGGCGAGAACAGGAUUAAUGAUUUGUAGCCUUCUUUUAUUCCUUAAGUUCUUCCCAACAGCUGAGGAGGCCAUUGAUUAUUACAACCAGAAAAGAUGCACAGAUGGGAAAGCUCUAGUUCUCCCAAGUCAGAUUAGGUAUGUCAAAUACUUUGAACGGAUCUUAACAUAUUUUAAUGGAGAAAUUCAGCCUGGGCGUAGGUGCAUGCUUAGAGGAUUUCGGCUUCACCAAUGCCCUUAUUGGAUUAGACCCUCUAUUACAAUCUCUAAUCAUAGUGGAAUUCUGUUCUCGACAAGAACGCAUCCGAAAACUAAGGAUUUAAUGCCAGAAGAUUUCUGGAUUAAAGCACCAAAGAAAGGGAUUUUGGUCUUUGCUUUGCCAGGGGAGCCUGGUCUGACAGAAUUGGUAGGGGAUUUUAAAAUUCAGUUUCAUGAUCGACAGGGAGACUUCUACUGUUGGUUAAAUACGACAAUGACUGAGAACAGGAAAAUAUUGGAUGCUUCUGAACUUGAUGGUUUUGACAAGAGAAACUUGCCUUCUCCUGGAUUCCAAGUUGAGGUCGUGAUGAUAGACUAUGAUGGUACUUUACCUACAAGAUCCAAACCUGAUUCUUCCAGCAAGAGAUCUGAUGGUAGCUCAAAUUAUGUUUCGGGUCCAACUGGCGGGGUUGCAACUAAUUCCAAUCAACGUGAAGUGACUGGAAAUGAAGACAAUGAUAAUGUAUUCUCAGACAGUGAUGGAGAAGAGACUGAAGCUUCAAAGAACCGAAAAGCUGGUGUUGGUUCUGGAGGGGAAUCUGCAGCCCAUGGAGUAGGAUCUAAGAGCCAGGCAGGGAGUGUAUCACAGGGGACUGGACAAUUGUCUCAGAAAAGUAAGGAACCAAGUAAAGAACCAAAUAUUGAUGGGAUUAAACAACCUGCAUCUGGCCAGAUUCCAUAUAUAGCUUCCGCAGGGGCAAGUGAUAUCAGGGCAAUUGCUGCUGAUGCUUCAGUUUUCAGCUUUGGGGAUAAUGAAGAUUAUGAAAGUGAGUGAAGUCUAUAAUUGUAUGAAAAACACUUGUACAUAAGCUCCUCGUGAACAAAAUGAUUUGAUUGUUGAGGAAUUUGUUCAUUAAAUUUAUCAUUUUCAUUUUUAAUGUUGUUCAUACAACAAAGCACAGUUUCCACAUGGCUCUCUUCUCCGAAGUGUUGAAACUUGAAAGGUGUU
Molecule: messenger RNA, 2389 nt
Organism: Pistacia vera
Lineage: Eukaryota; Viridiplantae; Streptophyta; Magnoliopsida; Sapindales; Anacardiaceae
Product: phosphatidylinositol 3,4,5-trisphosphate 3-phosphatase and protein-tyrosine-phosphatase PTEN2A-like
Exons: 13
Coding region: 251-2215 (654 amino acids)
Biological process (GO): dephosphorylation
Cellular component (GO): cytosol
Molecular function (GO): phosphatidylinositol-3,4,5-trisphosphate 3-phosphatase activity
Source: RefSeq, a predicted model, not a curated record